Pipistrellus nathusii (Nathusius's pipistrelle) is the source of this 945-nucleotide messenger RNA. The record is from the annotation of a GenBank genome assembly. Lineage: Eukaryota; Metazoa; Chordata; Mammalia; Chiroptera; Vespertilionidae.
AUGAGGCAGAACCGGGACCCGAAGCAUCCCCCCUGCCAGAGGAACAGUUCAUCGCGACAGCCGGGGAGAGAGCCCGGAUGCCCAAGUUGGGGAAUGGCGGUCAAUGUGUAUUCUACCUCGAUAACCCAAGAGACUAUGAGCAGACAUGACAUCAUCGCCUGGGUCAAUGACAUAGUGUCGUUAAACUACACGAAAGUGGAGCAGCUCUGCUCAGGAGCGGCCUACUGCCAGUUCAUGGACAUGCUCUUCCCCGGCUGCAUCAGUCUGAAGAAGGUGAAGUUCCAGGCGAAGCUGGAGCACGAGUACAUUCACAACUUCAAGCUCCUGCAGGCGUCCUUCAAGCGGAUGAAUGUGGAUAAGGUGAUCCCGGUGGAGAAGCUCGUGAAGGGGCGCUUCCAGGACAACCUGGACUUCAUCCAGUGGUUCAAGAAGUUCUACGACGCCAACUACGACGGCAAGGAGUACGACCCCGUGGAGGCGCGGCAGGGGCAGGACGCCAUCCCGCCCCCCGACCCCGGCGAACAGAUCUUCAACCUGCCCAAGAAGUCGCACCACGCCAACUCCCCCACCGCAGGUGCAGCUAAGUCCAGUCCAGCAUCUAAACCAGGCUCCACCCCUUCUCGUCCCUCGUCAGCCAAAAGGGCUUCAUCCAGCGGCUCGGCAUCCAAAUCGGACAAAGAUUUGGAGACACAGGUCCUACAGCUGAAUGAACAGGUGCACUCGUUGAAGCUGGCCCUGGAGGGCGUGGAGAAGGAGCGGGACUUCUACUUCGGGAAGCUGCGGGAGAUCGAGCUCCUGUGCCAGGAGCAGGGCCAGGAGAGCGACAGCCUGGUGCAGCGGCUGAUGGAGGUCCUCUACGCCUCCGACGAGCACGAGGGCCCCCCCGAAGAGCCCGAAGCGGACGAGCAGGCGCACGAGCAGCCCCCGCAGCAGGAGGAGUACUGA